Messenger RNA from Pseudozyma flocculosa PF-1, 2622 nucleotides. RefSeq lists its product as uncharacterized. Gene Ontology annotation, molecular function: bent DNA binding; RNA polymerase II cis-regulatory region sequence-specific DNA binding; RNA polymerase III type 3 promoter sequence-specific DNA binding. Gene Ontology annotation, cellular component: snRNA-activating protein complex. The record is from RefSeq and is a predicted model, not a curated record. The transcript has a single exon. Gene Ontology annotation, biological process: snRNA transcription by RNA polymerase III; snRNA transcription by RNA polymerase II. Bases 1 to 2622 code for a protein of 873 amino acids. Lineage: Eukaryota; Fungi; Basidiomycota; Ustilaginomycetes; Ustilaginales; Ustilaginaceae.
AUGGACGUGCAGCCACCACUGCCAAAUCCCCAGUCUCCACGCCGCAGCUCCCACCAGACUGUCUCCCCGCAAUCACUGCAACAAAGACCCCAGCUGCAGCGGACGUCCGGCGCACCGGCCUCGAACCCCUCCGGACCAUCCUACUCGUCCGAGCCGCUUCAGUUGGGCCAGAUCGACUUGAGGCAUGCCUCGCAGCACGGCGAUGGCUCAGCCAGACGCCAGCUCGAUCUGACGGAGAACCAUCUCAAAGCAGUCUCCGCGCGUAUCGGAUCAUCCCUUGACACAGUGCGCCAUCGCAUCCGAGAGAGGGCCUGCGACGCCGAGUUCUCCACAGCACUGAAGGACCGCUGGCAGCAGUGGUCCAGCACCUCGACCUCUUCCGGCAAGGCGGCUGCUGGCGCUGACGCCGGUGCCGACGCUGACGCCGAUGAGGAGCAUGAAGGCACCGACGCCAGCUCGACAGAUGUGGGCUCCGACAACGAGUCGGCCGACGAGGACGCGGACAGGCACAGGGACAGGCAUACGGGUAGGCGUAGGGACAGGGAUGGGAACGCGGGCGGGGUUGAAGCCCACCCUGCGUCUGGCGAGCCGGAUCAGCCGCCCCAAGGCCACAGCAUCGAGUCCUCGCAGCGCCGUCGCUGGCAGCCACGAGGCUCGGCGGCUCAUGACGGCAAGGCGUGGGACGAGAUCCGCCGCGCCAGAGAGGCUUUGUUGGCGGACAUGGACCGCUCCCUCCCGCGCGCAUUCCGCUUCGACAAGACCCAGACGACCGCAUUCUCGCGCAGAAUCAAGACCAGGGCUGUCAACUCGCUCGAUCGCCCCUUUAGCCUGCCAGAGAUCCACCAGUUCAUCCACGGCAACGCUAUCGCAGAGGUGCCGCCAAGGACCCGACCAGGACCCUCGUCCGAACGCAACGAUCCUGACCGUGCCUCUUCGCCGGUGGCCGAAGGGCUCGCCGGGGAGCGACACGAGGCCAGUGGGCCCCGCACCGGCAGGCCACCCCUCGUGCUUCAGCUAUCCUAUUUCUGGAGCACGCCGCACAUCGACUUCGACGAUGCCGAGGAGGAGCAGGAACAGGAGAAGCAGCAACAGGCACAGACAGGGCGCCCGGGGACACACGCCGCAGAUGAGGGCUUCACAAGACCUCCGUCGCUGCCACGCCGACAAGGCGACGGUCCAGGAGGCAUGAGGCGGUCGCAAACGAUCGAGGUGCGCUCCGAUCAGAACGUCUCCGUCAUCCUCGACGCGAUGCUCUGCUGGUCCGACGACCAGCCAGAGAGGGUCGGAUGGAGGAAGCGGCUGGCUCGCCAAGCGCUAGGUGAUGAGUCGGACGAGGUCAUCGAGGACUACUUUGGCAGCCCCAGCGACCAGGGUCAAGGCAUCGACUUCGAUGGGCAAGAGCCCGUUUGUGCCCGCUUCACCGGCAGAAAGAGGACCAGCGACUCCUGCAUGGUGAUCGAGGGCCGACUCUACGGUGGCGGCAUCCGUGCUGGAGACCAGCCCUGGGAAGCCGACUAUGCCAGCCUCUUGAGCCGCCACUUUCCGGACGCCGAUGGACGGCCGCAGCAGCCUGGGGACGUUGCGACCCGCUUCGACGAGCUGCCGGCGAUCCGCGUCGGGCAGCCCUACUGGAUCCUGCACCAAGGCGACUGCGUCCACAGCUUCACGCUCGACUGCGUCCGAGCCCUCCGGCCCGAAGAGCAACCGUCCUCGGUCGGGGCAAUGCCGCAAGGGUCGCCAUCCAACAGCGUCUUUCCGCGCGUCACGUGGAUGGCGGGUCCGGCCGUGCUGCGCUUCAUCUCGACCGACAGGGACAAUGUCGGCAUCGGCCACCGGAUCCUCAAGGGCGAGGGACACGCCCACUACGCGUUCGGGUCGACGAGCCAGGCCGGCGUCCUCGGUGCCGAGCGCAGCAAGACCAAAGCUUGGGCGUCGCACGGGACCGCGAAGCGCAAGGAAGGCAGCGCACUGCGCACCCGGUACGGCAAGUGCACCGCGUGCCAGAUCCGCAAGGCGCAGAUCGGCAUCCUCGGUGGCGAGAGAGUGAGGAUCCGCCGGGCGACCAGGUCCCGCGACGGCCGAAAGGAGCACGCCGACGUGGAGGAGGACGAGGCGGCCACGACGCUGAGCGGGAUGGAUGAGCAUCUCGUCUCGGUCUGUCCGCAGUGCGCUGUCCUCAUGGGCGUCGCCAGGCUCAAACGGCCGCCCGUCCCGACCGAGUCCGGUCAAGAGCAGCAGCAGCAGCAGCAGCAGCAGGACGCCUCACCCACCGAGCCAGACGUAGCCGCCGAGCAGCUCGAGAUCGGGGGAGCUUCAAGGGGCGAUGACGGGAACGAACAUGGCCAAGACGACGACGACGACGACGACGACGACGAAGACGAUGACGAUGGUGACCACGAACCAAGCGACGGAGCGGGACGCAGCAAGGGACGCCGCGCGCGCCCGACAAAGAAGGGAAAGGAGACCAAACGGAAGAAGAAGCAGAAGACCGAGAGUGGCGACGACACUGCGACGGCGGUUCGACCGGCAAACGUGCCCAUCGAGGCCAUCGAGAUUGACUGGGACGCCCUCAAUGCCGACGAGAGUCGAUGGAACGGCUGGACCAUCUUCCCUCUUUAUUGA